AUGGGUAAGUUGCAUUGUGCCAUUGCGGCCCUUGUGCUGGGUGCGCCAGUCGCCAUCUCAACAUCGGUUCAUGCCCGCCUCCCUUCCAAUGCGAUUGUGCAACGAGCGGCAAACGACACGUCCUCAGCCAACGGCAUUUUGCCCGGUUCCUACAUCGUUGAGUUUGCAAAUGACAGCGAGACACCGGAGAGCUUCUAUGCCUCGCUUGCGGCAGUCGGGGUAGAAGUCGAGCCUCGCAAGGACCUCCGCUUCCGAUACUUCAACGGCGUCUCAUUCCAGCUCAAGAACUUGGCCUCGAGCCCCGGCUCAAAUUCCAAUGGCGGGGACUUGAUGCAUCAGAUGAAAGCACUGCCACAAGUAGAGAACAUAUGGCCAAUUCGCAUCACGAACCAUGCGCCCGAAAAGAGUGUCGCAGUACCUGCUCAGCCACAACGCGUCAAGCGGCAGGUGGAGUCGCAGGAAGAUACUUUCUCCCCCCAUGUCAUGACCCAGGUUGACAAGCUACACGCAGAGGGCGUGACGGGCAAAGGCUUCCUCAUCGCAAUCGUUGACAGCGGCGUCGACUACACCCAUCCCGCCCUGGGCGGCUGUUUCGGAAAAGGCUGUCUGGUCGAAGUUGGGUACGAUUUUACGGGCGACGACUACAUCCCUGGCACAAAUCAACCAAAGCCAGACGACGAUCCCAUGGACAACUGCGUCGGACAUGGAACGCACGUUGCCGGCACUAUCGCCGCUCAGCUCAAAGGAAACGAAUACGGCUUUACCGGCUCUGCUCCUGGAGUGAGGCUGGGAGCAUACAGAAUGUGGGGCUGUUCAGCUGCAUCGAUAGACGAGAUUGAGGUCCUCGCAUUCGCUCGUGCCGUGGAAGAUGGAGCCAACAUCAUCUCGUACUCCAACGGUGAUGCCUCAGGCUGGGGACAGGAUGUGCGUGCCGUCAUCGUUUCCCGCAUUGUUGAUUCUGGCAUUCCUGUUGUCGUUUCUGCAGGCAACGAUGGUGGGCAGGGUAUAUUUUACGGCUCCACGCCAGCAACGGGAUUCAGCGUCACAGGCACAGGAGCGGCAUCCAACACCAAAUUCCCCACGUUUCUCGAGCGAGGUUCUUACAAGACGGGCGCCAAUGCUACCGGCAACAGUACGCAUGAGUUUGGAUUCUUGAGGGGUGUGCCAGAAUUCGCAACCGGCGCGACACUCCCGCUUUGGUCUGCUGCCAAUGCCGACGACGCCUGCAAGCCGCUGCCCGAUGAUACACCAGAUCUGAGCCAACGCAUCGUCCUCCUGGAAUUCAAGGAUCCGCGCGCAACGCAAUGUUACCCGCAAGACCAAGGUGCCAACAUCGCUGCAAAGGGCGGGCGCUUCAUGGCGUACUAUGAGCGCACCAACCUGACGAUGCGCGACGAGCCAUAUUUGUACACUGAUGGCAUUCAAGGCGUCAUCAGGGUCGCCCCGUAUGCUGCCGAGGAUUGGCUUUCCCUGCUUUCACAAGGUGCUACCGUCUCCGUGACUAUCCCCUCCAACGGGUCCCAAACGCAUCUCGAGGAGCUUGAAAAUAACGAGGGUGGUGGCUACGUUGCAGAUACUCUAACCAGUUGGGGCCCGACUUGGGAACUCAGCAUGGAUCCAGAGGUUGUAGCGCCCGGAGAGAAUAUUCUGAGUACAUAUCCGACGGCUUUAGGUAGUUACCGGGUCAUGACUGGUACCAGCAUGUCAACUCCUCUGGUCGCAGGCGUCUACGCACUGCUUGGAGAGGUAUACGGUAAGCUGGAACCGAAGCGCCUUCGCAGACUCCUGAUGCACACCUCAAAGCCACUUGCCUGGUACUACGACAAGACUGUCCACCCCGACAUCCUUGCUCCUGUCCCACAACAAGGCGCCGGACUUGUACAAGCCUGGAAUGCUGCACGCACUACCCUCGAGAUCGACAUUGACAGCAUAGCGCUCAACGAUACGGAGCACUUCGUCGGCACUCACAGCUUCAGCGUCAUCAACACCGGCACCACCGACGAGGUGCUGGAGUUGAGCCAUCGUAAAGCUGUCACGAUAAACACAAUGGAUCCAACAGGUUUCUUUUUCCGUCCAGGCUUGAUUUCUAACUCCAUUGUAAACGCAUGGGCCACCGUAUCCUUCUCAUCCGACCGCAUCACCGUCCCCGCCGGUCAAUCCGCCAAAGUGACCGUCGACAUCACGUCGCCUGGAGGUGUCAAUGCGACUUUGCUACCUGUCUACAGCGGCUUCAUCGCCGUCGGCAAGCAACUUCACCUCCCGUACCUCGGCGUCGUAGGCAGCAUGCGCAAGGCUACCGUUUUCCCGUCCGGAACUGCUUACCUUGCACAAGGAUACUCAGAGGCACCUGCAAACGCCUCUUACACCAUCCCCCGCCCCGAUCCCCAGAAUCCGCCUUGGACCGACCGAGGUGACAACUACAACCAGCCCAAUGUGUACAUGUUUCCUUCGGUGGGCUCGCCUUUGCUACGUGUAGAUGUGCUGCAGGGCAACAAGACACUCGGACCUUUGGCGGGAUUCCCGCUAACGUACAUCCCGAGGAGUGAGGUGCGUGCGUACUUCAACGGGUUGAUGGCUGAUGGAAGGGUAUUGGAUGAGGGAACGUACCGCAUGAAAGUUGCGGCGCUGCAUAUUUUUGGUAAUGAGGAUAAUGACGAGGAUUGGGAUACGGUUGAGACGAGUAGCUUUACGGUCAAGUAUACGGCCUAG
Messenger RNA from Bipolaris oryzae ATCC 44560, 2709 nucleotides. RefSeq lists its product as uncharacterized. Gene Ontology annotation, biological process: proteolysis. The record is from RefSeq and is a predicted model, not a curated record. Bases 1 to 2709 code for a protein of 902 amino acids. The transcript has a single exon. Gene Ontology annotation, cellular component: cell wall; cytosol; membrane. Gene Ontology annotation, molecular function: serine-type endopeptidase activity; tripeptidyl-peptidase activity. NCBI's taxonomy places the organism in Eukaryota, Fungi, Ascomycota, Dothideomycetes, Pleosporales, Pleosporaceae.